AUGGCCAGCCACCUGUUGAAUAACUCCUUGCUCUCCGGGCUGACCAACUACCCCAUUUCAGGGUUCGCCAACGGGGGGCAUAUUGAAAGUUUUUCAAGGAAAGUUUUUGUGGGUGGUCUACCGCCGGAUAGCGAUGAAAAUGAUAUAACGGCAUCGUUCAGACAAUUCGGACCGUUAAUCGUUGACUGGCCGCACAAAGCCGAAACAAAAACGAGUUUCCCGCCAAAAGGGUACUGCUUCUUGCUAUUCCAAGACGAGAUGUCGGUGCAGAAGUUAAUGGAGGCCUGCCAAGAGGACGACGGCAAGUUUUACUGGUGCAUCCCUAGUACCUCCACUAAAGAUAAACCCGUGCAGAUCAGACCGUGGUCACUGAUAGAUUCUGACUUCUUGAUGGACGCCUCACAGCCACUGGAUCUCAGAAAAACUGUCUUUGUAGGUGGCGUUCCUAGACCAUUAAAAGCUGCUGAACUCGCCAUAGCAAUGGACCAACUUUACGGAAACGUCUGUUACGCUGGCAUCGACACCGACCCAGAACUGAAAUAUCCGAAGGGGGCCGGGAGGGUUUCCUUCAGCACCCAGCAAAGUUACAUUUCUGCCAUCAGUGCACGUUUUGUACAACUGCAAUUCGGGGAUAUUGAUAAGAGGGUCGAGGUCAAACCCUACGUACUGGACGACCAGCUCUGCGACGAAUGUCAAGGUCAAAAAAGCGCCGGUAAGUCCGCCCCAUACUAUUGCGCUAACGUGGCCUGUCUACAGUACUACUGCGAAAAUUGCUGGGUCCAAAUUCACUCGAGGCCCGGCAGGGAAUUCCACAAGCCCCUCGUCAAAGAAGGAGCCGACAGACCCAAAAGCAUACCUCCGUUUAAAUGGUGA
This is a messenger RNA of Helobdella robusta, 873 nucleotides long. RefSeq lists its product as hypothetical. NCBI's taxonomy places the organism in Eukaryota, Metazoa, Annelida, Clitellata, Rhynchobdellida, Glossiphoniidae. The record is from RefSeq and is a predicted model, not a curated record. The coding region runs from base 1 to 873 and encodes 290 amino acids. Gene Ontology annotation, molecular function: mRNA 3'-UTR binding; ribosome binding; translation factor activity, RNA binding. Gene Ontology annotation, biological process: negative regulation of cytoplasmic translation. Gene Ontology annotation, cellular component: neuron projection; nucleus; cytoplasm. The transcript has 6 exons.